UCCAUAUCUUUCUUCCUUCUCACAGCUUCUCAUUUUGGCGCACAUUUUGGCGAGCUGGGCAAGCUGUGCGCGUGCGACUGACUGCAUCUGAGCGCGUGGCACGUGUGGAUUGCGUGCUGAUAUUUAUUUGGAUGCAAAGGAAUGAUCUGGAAGCGACUGCAGACUACGUCAGCUUGAAUCAUCAGAAUGCGGCACAGAAGAGGACACAAACUCGAGGAGUAUGCAGAGUACCUCUACGAGCGUUGCCCUGGACUCUCCACGGUCAACAAGAUUCACGCAGACCUUCGUUACAUCAAGGGCAUCAUAAGUGGCAAGAGGAUCAACCACGACCUCCCUUGCACUGAGGGCGCGGGCAAGCUGUGUCAGAUAUGGGGCGACCUCACUCUCUGGAACGAGUUCCUCUGGCUUGUGGACGCACAGCUCCUGGAAGUGACUCCGGGUGUGCUGGGAGUGGUCUGCCUGCAUGGCGAAGUGUCGGCACCCGUGUACGACAACAUCCUCCGGCGCCAUGCAUGCAUGCUUCUGCACUGGCUUGUCAAAGAGCACCGAUGUGUCAAGGUCCUUGAGCUCGAAGGGACUGUCAUUCCCAGGAGCCACCACCUUUUUUGUGACGCGUUGCGCGUGAGCUCAGGAUUGAGACGGCUGAAGCUGCGCAGGUACUACUUCGAAGACACUGUCUCAAAAGCCAUUGUAGGAGCCAUCGGGAGCCUCGCAAUGUUGGAGGAACUAGACAUCUCUAAGCUUAAUUUGUCUAUGGAUGCUGUGAUUGACCUUGCAUCAUUGCUGACGGACAUGAAAUCUCUCAGGUCUUUUUCUUUCUGUGACAUUUCACUGGUGGAGUCCACAGCCCAGAUUUUUUUUGAGAGCUUAGGUAGUGCCAAGCACAUCACAGCUUUGGUUCUUGCAAAAAUCUGUGUGCGCCAUGAUAGAGAGGACGCACCCUUGCCCGAGAGAGUGUAUAAUCCGGAGCCUAUUUUUAAGAUGCUUGAACAGAACACAGUCCUCAAAAAGUUGCAUCUUUGGAGUUUCUCUUGGCUCCCAUCUGAUGCUCAGCCUAUGGUAAAAGCUAUGUCCAAGAAUGCCACCCUGGAGUCGUUGGUGAUUGACGACUUGUUCUGGAGCAUGGACAUUGAUUUCUUUGCAGAGUUGAUGGAGAGCAACACUGGGCUCAAGGAACUGGCAUUGCCAUAUGUCAUCAUCGGGUGUUUCACUCCUUUUGUCAGAGCAAUCCAGAAGAAUUCCAGCCUGCAAAAGCUGACAUUGGGUGUGUCAAAGAUUGAUGCAGCAGAAGCAGAGCUGUUCUUCCAAGCCGUAGCUUGCAGUCAUUCCCUGGAACAUGUGAAUCUGGGGUCAAUUGGGAGGGAAAAUGUCAAGGACUUCUGUAGAAUCCGAAAAGACACAGGAACUGAGACCAGAGUUGAAUUUAAAACUCGAUUUAAAAAUCCAACACUGUGCUGCGAAACCUUUAACAUUUGCAAGAGCCUUGGAAACAUUUGUUUUUCGUUUCAUUAUGAUCAUAUUGAUCCUGCAGUUCUGUGUGGGUUAUUUGAUCAGCUCCAGGUUUGCCAUUGGCUUGCUAAGCUUAGCAUUUCCUUUUACAAGGUGAUCGACGAUGCUUCCGCUGCAUCGCUGGCACGAUAUGUGUCAUCGGCAAAGGCUCUGAAGGACCUUGAGCUCGACUUCGAAACAUCCGAGUCAACCUUGCCAGUUCUUCUUGAGGGCAUUUCUAGUAACAAGAGCAUUUCCAAGCUGUCCCUCAAUCCAUGGGCCUUUGAUGUACCUGAGUCACAGAUGUUUGGAGCUAUGCUAAAGGCCAGCAUGACCUUGAAUGAGCUUACACUGAGGGCAUCGCACUGUUCGGAAUCUGACGACGAAUUCUGGGAUGACCCAAGCUUUGCGAUUCUGUUGUAUAUUCCGAGCUGUCUUUCGCAGAACUAUACAGUGAUUGAUGUGGACAUUAGUGAUCACCGCAAAGCAGAAGAGGAUAUGUUUCGUGUCAAGGACACCAUGCGACGCAACCUGUCCUUUUUGCAACGUGCUGCACAGUUUGCAAUGGGAGUGCGAAGCAAGCAGUGUGCAGAAGCAUUUGAGCGUGUGCAUCGAAGCGAGGCCUUGGUGACAAAGCUGCAGGAACUGGCUUGUGUGACAAAAGCUGAGGCCAGAGAAAAGAUUAAAAGUAGUUUGAGAGAUCUGGAUGAGAAUUUCUUGGUUAUGGCUGGUGUAGUCAGGAAAAAGGUUGUCUGUGUUGAGCCGACAUCGGGACAGAUCACGUUGGAUAGGAUCGGGGUCGACAACUGGCUUCAGAUUCGGUCCUACCUCAAGGUGGGCGACGUCUUGGACGAACCGGUGGCAGAGUGUCAAAAGGCUCCUGCCAAGCGUCGUCAUGUUCGCAAACGAAAGCUCGAAGCUGUAUCAAGUUGAGUUGGUUUUUGUCGGUAUUGUUCAAGUUCUCUAAUCAAGGUGCACUGACAGCGUCAGCUCUCUACUGUUCCCUUCUCAGUACCUUUCAUUGCCUUUAAAUGUCACGGAUGGUUUCAUGUCAUGUAUCGUUGAAUUUACUAAUGAUUCAUAGAAAUGUCACAUAUUAAACCAACAGUGAGUUUUCAGCUGAAGCAAUUUGGUCAAGGGAGAGUGCAUUGAGGGCCUUUUAAUAGUCCCUAGAAAUGUUUCAAUGACUGAGAUUUGCCGUAUGAGUUUGAAUUGUUUGUGUGUGUGAGUAUAGUUACUAGUACAUCAGAUUCUUGUUUUUCAUUGUAAUGUCUCUUCUGUACACAUGGUGUGUUCCAGGUUACAUAAAUGAGAUGUCAUGAAAUGGGAUUCUAGGUAUUCUACAAUUGAUCCAAGUAGGCAUAUUUGGGGUACUCUGAGAAAUUGGUAUGAGAGGAGUUGUUUGUGCAGAUGAGUUUCAUGGGUAAUAAAUAAAUUAUGUUCACACGCUGA
Ixodes scapularis (black-legged tick) is the source of this 2940-nucleotide messenger RNA. RefSeq lists its product as uncharacterized. Lineage: Eukaryota; Metazoa; Arthropoda; Arachnida; Ixodida; Ixodidae. Bases 187 to 2421 code for a protein of 744 amino acids. The record is from RefSeq and is a predicted model, not a curated record. The transcript is spliced from 2 exons.